This is a messenger RNA of Cannabis sativa, 1277 nucleotides long. RefSeq lists its product as uncharacterized. The record is from RefSeq and is a predicted model, not a curated record. The transcript is spliced from 3 exons. The coding region runs from base 540 to 1277 and encodes 245 amino acids. NCBI's taxonomy places the organism in Eukaryota, Viridiplantae, Streptophyta, Magnoliopsida, Rosales, Cannabaceae.
CUGCUUUUGGACCAAAACUUUACAUUUAUACUGGGACACGGCAAAAACAACAUUUAUACUGCCCCAGCCCAAUUUCAUUACUUUUGUACUGCCCAAGCCCAACAUCAUUUCAUUUCUACUGUGAACAGUAAAACACACGGGAAACAACCUUGUUCGUGUGUGAGGAGACGCCGGAGACGGAAAUCACCAAGAAAAAACCAUUAAAUCCGGCGAAGAGUUUUUUGAAAAGGAAUCAGAAUUGAAGAACAAGACGUACAGAAAACUGUCCCAACAAAAUAACAGAGGUAAUGGAACGUCUACCAGUACUCAUCAAGAGCAAUGGACAAUGGAAUGAAGAUCACAAUUAUGAGAACUAUGUGGCUAGUGGAGAAUUCAUACCAACAAAAUGCAAGUACGAAGAGCUACUGCAAAUACUGGUUACUUCAUUGGGGUGCGAAAACACCAGCACAACACUACAAAUACAGUACCAAGCUAAAGAAUGAAUACCACCGAUCAAAAUAUGCAACGAUCGAAGCCUCUACUUUUACUUGGAAUUGAAAAUGAAGGAAACAGAUUUCACGACAUAUCCACUAUGUGUGAACCAGCAAAACAACAACACAACACGUGCUGCAACACCAAAUUCGAUAUCCACAACAACACCGAAUGAAUAUAAUGUGGCAAUGAUCGAAAACAACACAACAACGCUUGAAAACAACAUAACAACAACAGAAUCAUACACAACGGGACAGCAAACGGAAGAAGGGGAAAAGUCAGAAACAAUAGAAGAUGAGGAGGACAAAUUCGACAUAAUUAACUAUGCAAAUCUGGUUGCUGAAGAAAUGGUAGAACAACUUGAAAACACCAGUAAAAAACUGGAUCCAAAAAUUGACAUCAACAAUGCAAAGUUAAUAACAGACAAGCAACACCCCGAAGUGGAAAAAGGACAGGCAUACAAAGACAAAGAAACUCUAAAAAAUGUCCUCAGCUACUACGCAAUCAAAAACAACUUUCAGUACAAAGUGUGGAAGUCCUGCUCUCAAGAAUACAGUCUGAAAUGUGUUUACGAAAGCUGCAAUUGGUCACUAAGAGCAUCGAGAAAUGGGCCAACAAACACAUUCAUAAUCAGGAGGUUCUCAAAUAUGCACACAUGCCCCAUAAAUAUAAGGCAUGAAGACCAAAGGCAAGCAACAUCGAAACUGAUAGGGGAAUGCAUAAAACCGAAGUUCUUGAACAUAAAGACCAAGGCAACAGCGAUGGACAUAAAAGGGGAGUUGAAAUCUGAUUUGGCAUCAAAAUGA